Molecule: messenger RNA, 384 nt
Organism: Dicrocoelium dendriticum
Lineage: Eukaryota; Metazoa; Platyhelminthes; Trematoda; Plagiorchiida; Dicrocoeliidae
Source: the annotation of a GenBank genome assembly
AUGGUCGCUUACUCGUCGAUUAAAUUGCAAGCAGCUAAUCAACAUCGUCGAACAGAUUUGGAACGUCAUCCCUCUGGACUACAGACUGAAUCUGGGCAUGAAACCACCCCACCCUUAGAACGAUUCAAGGCUCGAAUUGACAGGUGUUGUUCAAUAAACUCGUCCGCUCGGGACCGCCUGUUGCAGUCAUUCGAUCCCACUUGUCCGGAGUGCCAACUUUCCUUCAAGAAUCCGACAAUGAACAACCUUGUCUUGAGGCUCCAUGCAUAUCGGUACGCCGCACCGGAUUGGUGCUAUACGGCGCCUUUACCAACUUGGGCAACAGCCUCUCCCGGUGAGGAUUUGUCUGCCACCGUGGCAGCCGCGAUGGACGCGCUAGCAUAA